UAUAUAGACAGAGGUUGUGGGCUCACGUCUGGGGAGUCUGACAAUAAAACUUCUGUCCCAGACUUGGUGCUGGGAUCUGGGACUGGAGCCACAUCACUGAAAGAUAAUGGUGAAGGUCGGAAUCAAUGGAUUUGGCCGUAUCGGGCGUCUGGUGACUAGGGCUGCGGUCAUCUCACAGAAGGUGGACGUGGUGGCCAUUAAUGACCCCUUCCUUGACGUGAACUACAUGGUUUAUCUGUUCAAAUAUGAUUCUACCCAUGGCAAGUUCAAGGGCACUGUCAAGGCUGAGGAUGGAAAACUGGUGAUCAAUGAAAAAGUCAUUACGAUCUUCCAAGAGCGCGACCCCACCCUCAUUAAGUGGGAAGAUGCUGGAGCGGUUUACGUGGUGGAGUCCACGGGUGUCUUUACCACCAUGGAAAAGGCUGAGACGCAUUUAAAGGGUGGAGCCAAGCGGGUUAUUAUCUCUGCCCCUUCUGCUGAUGCUCCUAUGUUUGUGAUGGGAGUGAACCACGAGAAAUACGAUAAUUCCCUUCAGAUCGUCAGCAAUGCCUCCUGCACCACCAACUGCUUGGCCCCCCUGGCCAAAGUCAUUCAUGAUAAUUUUGGCAUUGUGGAAGGUCUCAUGACCACCGUCCACGCCACCACGGCCACCCAGAAGACAGUGGACGGCCCCUCCGGCAAGCUGUGGCGAGACGGCCGCGGCGCCGCACAGAACAUCAUCCCUGCUACCACUGGCGCAGCAAAGGCCGUAGGCAAGGUCAUUCCGGAGCUGAACGGGAAGCUCACGGGGAUGGCCUUCCGCGUCCCUGUUCCCGACGUGUCUGUCGUGGAUCUGACCUGCCGCCUGGAGAAAGCCGCCACAUACAGCGACAUCAAGGAGGCAGUCAAGAAGGCGGCGGAGGGACCUUUAAAGGGCAUCUUGGGGUACACCGAAGACCAGGUGGUGUCUACCGACUUCAUCACUGACACUCACUCUUCUGUCUUCGAUGCUGGGGCUGGGAUUGCCCUCAAUGAUCAUUUUGUGAAGCUCAUAUCCUGGUAUGACAAUGAGUACGGGUACAGUAACCGGGUCGUGGACCUCAUGGUCUACAUGUCCACCAAGGAGUAAAGAAGGAAGCCGCAGAUCUUCAUCUCCAGCCCAAAGGGAAGUUCUCAUGCUGGGGAUUCCUUGCCCCUAACCCUAUUUUCUCUUUCCUGGGGAUCCCAUGCCCCAUUCAUAAUCCUUGCCCCCAAAGUACCUCUAUAAUACAUGGGAGAAGCAUUAAGUUCUUUGUUAUGGAUCAUCAAUAAAGCAACCAUAUUCAGUGCAAAAAAAGAAAAAA
This is a messenger RNA of Antechinus flavipes (yellow-footed antechinus), 1322 nucleotides long. RefSeq names its product glyceraldehyde-3-phosphate dehydrogenase-like. Gene Ontology annotation, molecular function: NADP binding; NAD binding; oxidoreductase activity, acting on the aldehyde or oxo group of donors, NAD or NADP as acceptor. The record is from RefSeq and is a predicted model, not a curated record. Lineage: Eukaryota; Metazoa; Chordata; Mammalia; Dasyuromorphia; Dasyuridae. The coding region runs from base 107 to 1108 and encodes 333 amino acids. Gene Ontology annotation, biological process: glucose metabolic process. The transcript has a single exon.